Daucus carota subsp. sativus is the source of this 1435-nucleotide messenger RNA. Its product is annotated as nudix hydrolase 20, chloroplastic. The record is from RefSeq and is a predicted model, not a curated record. The transcript has 9 exons. Bases 129 to 1223 code for a protein of 364 amino acids. Gene Ontology annotation, molecular function: 8-oxo-dGDP phosphatase activity. Lineage: Eukaryota; Viridiplantae; Streptophyta; Magnoliopsida; Apiales; Apiaceae.
AAUUGUUUGUACAAGUGUAUUGAUAGAUAAAUUGAUGAGAGAGUAGUUUUAUUUAGAAGAAGAUAGAAUUUGGGGCGAUAAAUUCAACAAAAGUCAAUUACAGGCACAGAGCGUUUUCAGAGUGUGAGAUGGCAGCAGCAGCAGCGAGGGCCUGGUUUAGCAGCAGCUGCAUUCACAAUACAUAUAUAUGUAUGCAUCCACAUGACGCUCUCGUCCUCGCCGCCAACAACAAUUUUAAACUGCAAACACGACGUCGUUCCUCCACCUCAUCCAUCAAUUCCACCAACACCUUCACUUGGGAUGACGUCACCCGCAUUUCUCAGUCUCAACCUCUUAAUCUCCACGCUUUUCUCCACAAAGUCAAGCUCUGCAAUCGCGGCGCUGAGAAUAUCGAUGAUUUUAUUCCCUUUGUCAUCCAGAAUAAUGUUGUUGGUUAUGUUCACGAGGGUUUUGCAGGCCAUCUAAGGAAGUUCCCAGAUGUGUUUAUAUUCCCUGAGGAUGAUUCUCAGGCUAUCCAUUUUGGGGAUCACGUCAGGCUACACCCCGCGCUGACAACUCCUGAGGAUAGAACUUACGCUGUUGGAGAUGUAAUAGAAUGCUUAGGUGAAGAAAUGAUUCCAGGAAUACGGAAUGAGCUCUACCCAGUUAUGUCGUCUUUUGGUACACAAGCAUUUUUCUCGCUGGAACGUGCUGCAGCACCUUACUUUGGGAUAAAGGCCUAUGGAGUUCACAUGAAUGGCUUUGUUGAAAAGGAUGGGCAAAAAUAUCUGUGGAUAGGGAAGAGAGAUGAAUCCAAAUCCACUUACCCAGGAAUGCUUGAUCAUCUAGUUGCUGGAGGACUGCCUUAUGGUAUAUCAUGUGGAGACAAUAUUGUGAAGGAAUGUGAAGAGGAGGCAGGGAUAGUGAAAUCUAUUGCUAGUCAAGCAAUCCCAGUUGGAGUCGUCUCCUAUAUGGAUAUUGAUGCAUACAGAUACAAACGAGAUGUUCUGUUCUGUUAUGAUCUAAAACUUCCAGAAAGUUUUGUUCCCAAAAAUCAGGAUGGAGAGGUGGGGAGCUUCAGAUUGAUCCCUGUACAACUUGUAGCAAAUGUCAUACAGAAGACAGAGUUCUUUAAACCAAAUUGCAAUCUUGUCAUCAUUGAUUUCCUGUUUCGACAUGGGUACCUAAAACCGGAAGAUUCUGGUUACUUGGAACUCUUGCAUAGUCUGAGGAAGGUGGCUUGAUCAUAGUAUUGUGUCUUUUGUUCCUGAUUUCAGUGUUGUGGUUCCUAUAGGGUUGGUAGUCUGGUACCGCUUGGAAAUUUUGUAUAAUUAUAGAUUUUAGUAUAUAUAUUAGUUUCAGGGACACCGGUCACUCCUUUAUAUUGCAUAUCUUUGUGAGUUACUUGAUGCACUUGAUUGCAUUGACCGCAAUAAAGCAUCCCUGUGUUAUUUUA